UGAAAGAAAAAAUGUUCUAUCAAGAUUCAAAACCAUUCUCCAUGAAGCCAUGUUUUUAUCAUUGUUCAGAAACUCAAUCACCAUUUUACUAUGGGAUUAUUGCCCCCUUUCUCUCUCUCUUUGCUGAUGUCACUUUCUUUCUUUCUUGUUGUUAAAAACUCCUCUUCAUGCUUUGUUUUCUAACUUCCCUGAGCACAAGGACACACCCAGAGAAAGUUAAAGACAGAGAAAGAGGAACAAACUAGGAGCUUCAGUUUCUAGCUUCCAGCUACCUUCAAGUUCAACAAGAUUAAAAAAAAACUAUAUUUUCCUUGGAUCAGAUAACUGAUUUGGUUAGCCAUGAACAACAGUGCUCCUGAUUGGAAUUUUGGGAGUGAUACCUGUCUCACCAACCAAAAGAAACCCAUAGGGAUGGACAAUGAUCUUGUGGAGAUCCUUUGGCAAAAUGGCCAGCUAGUAUUGCAGAGCCAAGCACAUAAGAAAUCAGUUGUGAAUUCUAUCGCCUCAAGACAGGUUAACAAAAAAUUUCAACCAACAUUGAGGACUAGUGAUCCAUUUGGGAUGAUCCAAGAUGAUGAGACAAUCUCAUGGAUCCAAUACCCUCCGGACCAUUCGCUGGAACAAGAAUUAUGUUCAGAACUUUUAUCUGAACUGCCUCUCUGUGAAGUUGAGUCUUACAGGCAAAUCAGGCAAUUUGGAGAUGCAAAGUUUUCCAAAUUGGAUGAUUCCAGUAUGAAACCCUCCUGUGUUCAGGAAUUCUCAGGAAUUCCUAUGCCUGCUCCAAAAUUUCAUGCUUCUGAUUCAUAUCAGAAAAACAAGGUCCAAAACUUUCCCCACUUUUCAGCACUCCCUAUUGUUUCUACAGCAUCUGCUAAUGCACAUUUGAGAGACAAAAUUGCUGGUAAUAAUGUGUCAAAAGGUGAGAUUAGAGAGUGCUCAGUGAUGACGGUUGGUUCGAGUCACUGCGGAAGCAAUCACAUCCCUCAAGAUCCUGAUAUAAGCAGGGCUUCAAGCAAUGGUGCUUGGACUACUACUUUAUCUGCUGAGCCUGAAGCUGGUAGAGAUGAUGUCCAUAGAACAAUUCCGCAGUGUGAGAAAGGAAAACCGGAGAUGCUUGAACCAACUAUGACUUCAUCUUCAGGGGGCUCAGGCGGUAGUAGUCUUGGAAAAACUUGUUCCCUAUCUACAAGAAGCCAGGGCGAAAAAAGGAAAGGGAUUGAUGUGGAAGAACAAAGUGAGGACACAGAACUCAAAUCAGCUGUUGGAAAUAAAGCAUCUCGGCGAGCAGCGUCAGCGCGAAGGAACCGUGCUGCUGAAGUGCAUAAUUUGUCAGAAAGGAGAAGAAGAGAUAGGAUUAAUGAGAAGAUGAGGGCAUUGCAACAACUCAUACCUCACAGUAGCAAGACAGAUAAAGCAUCAAUGCUAGAAGAGGCGAUCGAAUACUUGAAAUCACUUCAGUUACAGCUUCAGGUAAUGUGGAUGGGAACUGGCAUGACACCAAUGAUGUUUCCAGGAAUUCAGCACUAUAUGUCACAAAUGGGAAUGGGAAUGGCUACACCUCCUUUUCCUCCAAUUCACAACCCAAUGCAGUUACCAAGAGGGCCACUCGAUCAAUCCAUAGCAGCAUCUCAGACCCCAAACCAGUCAUUAAUGUCCCCAAAUCCUAUUUUGGGUGCCUUUAACUACCAGAAUCAGAUGCAAAAUCCAGCAAUUUCAGAGCAAUAUGCGCGUUACAUGGGCUAUCAUCUUAUGCAAAAUGCCUCUCAGCCAAUGAAUAUGUAUAGAUAUGGUCCCCAGUCAGUGCAACACAGCCAAACAAUGAUUCCACCCAGCAAUAGCAGUGGAUCCAUGAGUGGAGCAGCUAGCAUUGAUGAUCCUGUGAGUGGAAAAAUUGGUGCAUGUCACCAUGUGGAACGCUGAUGAAUCCUUUUCUUCAACAAUGACUGGUUCUUUGACUAGGGUUAGUUAGUUAAGAAGCAUGCUUACAAGAACCUAUGGUGUAUCUCACAAGAUGAUAGAACCCUUCGUAUGUUUUCAGAGUUCUUCCACCUUUAACCAAAUAGCAGCACCUGAAACAUUUAUAAUUGGAGGGUUUGUGCAAUGGAUCAUGAGACAGAGCCAAGAUAUACUCGAAACUAGUCAUGUCUAAUGUAGAUUUUGUUGUCUAACUAAGAGAAAUUGUAGCAGAUAGGUCCAUCAUCAUGGGCCAGUUUUGUUCUGAGCUCUUGUAUGUUGUCCCAUCAGAUAUAGCACUAUUAUUCAUUGUUUGUAAUUGUAGAUCCAGAAAGUAACAUGAUAAUUACUUUCUUUGGCUUAAAAAGUAAAUCAUUCAGUCUGAAUUUCUCAUGAGAACAAUUAUUUUGCUCAAAUCUGUGAACUAUUUAAAAAGAAUCUUGAGAUUCAUAUUUUCUA
Molecule: messenger RNA, 2412 nt
Organism: Lotus japonicus
Lineage: Eukaryota; Viridiplantae; Streptophyta; Magnoliopsida; Fabales; Fabaceae
Product: transcription factor PIF4
Exons: 11
Coding region: 340-1920 (526 amino acids)
Biological process (GO): regulation of DNA-templated transcription
Molecular function (GO): DNA-binding transcription factor activity; protein dimerization activity
Source: RefSeq, a predicted model, not a curated record